AUGUACAAUCCUUACCAAGCGCCAGGACAAUAUGGAAUUCCAGGCGACUAUGGCAGUGUGUCUGGCGCGCCACCGGGAAUGGCACCACCACCUGGUAUGACUGCUCCAGGUACAGGAGCGCCUCCCGGAAUGCAGCCGCAAGAAGCUCACCAACCAGGCAGACCUGGCUCGUUUCCGUCUAAUUUCCAACCACCUCCAAACAUGCCCAACAUCAAUUUCUCCGCACCAGUGAUUCGACUAGGCACAUCAGGUCCGACGAAACCUGAAAGCGGUCGAGAUGAGAGGGAUAAUAGAGGCGGAAGAAGAGCAGGGCUGGGCUCCGGUAUGGGCUCGGAAUUUAGAGGCGGGGAUCGAGACCGAAUCACGCAGGUUCAACCACAAACAAAGGAAGAAAUUAUAAAGACGAUCUUCGUUGGUGGCAUCACCGAAGGGACAGGUGGUGAUGAGGGCAUUGAGCGCAUACUAAGAUCAGCCGGAAGUUUACGACGAUGGAUCCGAGCCACAGACGCCGACAACAAACCCUGCAAAUUCGGUUUUGCAGAGUACGAGGAUCCCGAAAGUCUAGGGACGGCCAUAGAAAUCCUGAGAGAUGUUGAAGUCCCUGUUAAGCGACAGAGUCCUCAAGAGGCAAACGGUGAUGAAGAAAUAAGCGUCGAGAUGUCGAAGCUGAUUAUUGUUGCCGAUGACAACUCACUAAGCUACAUCGAGCAAUGGGAAGAGUCCGUGGGAGGAAAAGACCCGGAGCAGGCUCAGAUGCGGCUUGAUCAUGCUCGAGAUGCAUUGGCCGCCGUGUUAAAGGACCUUAGCAACCCUACAGCACCCAUUCAGAAGGACGAAAUGUCGAGCAUCGACAAAGAAGGCGAUGUCAGUAUGGUUGAUGGCCAGGCCGAGGCAGCCAAUGGGGAUGUUGUCACCAUUCCCAUCAAUGUCGACGAUGAACUGUCUGAUAUACCUGCCGAGAUGCGAGAGACUGUCGCAAGAGAGAUUGCCGCUUUCCGAGAUCGAAGUAAUCGCCGUGAUCUUGAACGGCUCAAACGAGAAGAGGAGAUUGAACAGCAGGAGCGGAAUCGCAUUAUGAACGGAGAUCGAUACAAUCGUCUUGCUUCACCUCCUCCAAGUGCUCCAUCCGGGCCGGGCGGUUCUAACGGUAUCCCGGUUGGGCCGAAGGGUGCACCGGCGGGUCCGAAAGCCUAUGGCGCUCAGAUACCCAAGGACUAUCAGAAAGGAGUUACAUUUGUGAAUGGCACCGCAAUCAAUGGUGCUUCCGCAUUCGAAGACGAGGACACCGACGCUAGUGACGAGGAACUCGAACGGAGGCGACAGGCAAAGAAGGAUGCGGAGCUCGAGAAGCAGUAUCUUGACCAAGAACGACGGUGGCUAAAUCGGGAGCGAUCGCGGACCGCCGCCGUGGAGCGAGAGAAGACACGAGACAAGGACGACUCGACACGCCUUGAUGCCGCGAAAGAGGCUAUGGCUAAGCGCCUACGGGAGUGGAACGACGAUGUCGAGGCCUCGCGCAAGACGGAAGAGUACUAUGCGGACAAGAGCCUCUGGAUCCGGAACAGAGCGAGCUUCCGGCAGCGCGAGAUGGCCCACGACGAGGCAGACCGCGCAGCCGAGCACCGGGAGCGGGCGAGACAGAAUCAGCAACGUGAGCGUGCGGGUGCUAUGGCAGACGACUUCCUUAACAGACAAGAAGAGGAAAUGAAUCGGCAAGAGCAAGAAGAGGAUGACGAACGACCACAAACGAGUCGUCGAGAGCCUGCCCGCUUCAAGCUGUCUUUGGGUGCGGCGGCGCAAAAAGCCGCAGCGCAAACGGCGCAACAAGCCACCAAACGGACUGUGGCAGAGGUGGAAGGUCUGCUGGAGGACGAAGAGGAAGAUUCCAAAGCCGGCGGCAGACGGACCCUCAUCCCUAUUCAGUACGAUGCGUCUGCUACGUCGACAAUGACCGAGGAGGAGCGUGCGCAAGCGGCCCGACAACUUGCAGCGGAUAUUCCCAACGACAAAGAUGGUCUUUGGAAUUGGGAAGUCAAGUGGGACUUUGUGGACGAGAGUGUGAUUGAUGAACGGUUGAAGCCGUUCGUUGAGAAGAAAAUCGUCGAGUACCUCGGUGUUCAGGAGCAGAUGCUUGUCGACUACGUGGUGAACGCUUUACAGUCAAGAGGCAAGCCGCAGGAUCUGGUUGGUGAACUUGAAGGGGCUCUGGACGAAGAAGCCGAAGUGUUGGUGCGCAAGCUGUGGCGUAUGCUCAUUUUCUUUUCAGAAUCUGAGAAGCGAGGACUUGCGCCGUGA
This is a messenger RNA of Exophiala spinifera, 2295 nucleotides long. RefSeq lists its product as uncharacterized. Gene Ontology annotation, cellular component: spliceosomal complex. The record is from RefSeq and is a predicted model, not a curated record. Gene Ontology annotation, molecular function: mRNA binding. NCBI's taxonomy places the organism in Eukaryota, Fungi, Ascomycota, Eurotiomycetes, Chaetothyriales, Herpotrichiellaceae. Gene Ontology annotation, biological process: mRNA processing. The transcript is spliced from 5 exons. The coding region runs from base 1 to 2295 and encodes 764 amino acids.